UUCCGACGGCGAAACGUCACCAUACGAUUUGCAUACUAUAAGGCUCAUAUCCAUUGGUAAUUUGCAUAUCAGGCGUGGUGUUUAUACGUUGGCUGUCAGAGGAGCAUAUUUUUUGAGUGUUAAACUCCCAAGUUCCACGAGGCUUGCUGUAGCUUCCGUUCAAGAACUCGAGCUCGCAGCAUGCGGAUUGAGGAACUCCCAACUCUUGCUGUCAGAUGCGGAUGAAGAGGAGGAUGUUGUGAAGGCGCACUUCGCAUCCAUUUAACUAUGCCGCCUACGUAUGGUUCGACGAAGCCGGGCUUUUCAGACGACGCCUGUUCCUUGCCUCGUUAAAUGGUACGCCGCAUUGAGAGAGGCCCAGGACGAUUCAGACGCGACUGCUCCUCUGUGUCUGUCCAAGAAGGGCAUCUACUACGCAGGCCGACUGUCACCACAGCUGGUUAGCCGCUAGGCAGCUAUUGCUAGCAGGUUUGUCCAAGGAAUUCCAGAACCUUCAAAAUGAUUAUCAAGGCAUGGUGUUUCCCAAUACAAUUGAAAUUUCCCAGCUCUGGUUGAAAUCCACCACUGACUAACAAUUGACCAAUCAUCACGGAUGACGUGAAAUACAAGACGUGGUCAAGCCAAAAUGGAGAAAAAGAAACCGUGCUCACGACUCCUCGACUACUUGGUGGUGGUUGGUGCAAGGCAACCAAGUAGCGAUAGUGUGGCCCAGACCCCUCAGCUCCUCCGCCGAUACCCACUGGAGGACCACCAAGACUUUCCACUCCCACCGGAUGUGGUCUUCUUUUGCCAACCAGAAGGCUGCCUUAGUAUACGCCAGCGUAGGGUUAGCCUUCGUGACGACUCCUCUUUUGUUUUUACUCUGACUGACAAGGACUCAGGAAUUACUCGCUACGGAAUCUGUGUCAACUUUUACCGAUCUUUUCAGCGUGGGCAUCACCGUACCCGUGUGGACAAGAGUGGUCAAAUAGAGACUGCAACACAAAGCGGGGACAGCACGAGUGAAGGCUCUGAUGGGAGUACUGGAGGCCAGUCUUCUGGGUUAUCACCAUCCAACAAAGCUGAGUCGGUGCCUCAGUCUGCUUCUGGAGAGGAUAGUGAACCACCCACUACUAAGCUAAAUGCUGGAAAGGCUGCACAACUCAGGCGAAAUGAAAGGAUGGCUGCCAGGAAUCGCAACAGUACAUUGACCUCAUUGUGUAUACUCAGCCACUACCCGUUCUUCUCCACCUUCAGAGAAUGCUUAUAUAUCCUCAAGAGGAUGGUAGACUGUUGCAGUCAGAGGCUAACGCAGCGUGCUGGACUGCCCCGUACAUUCCAAAGAGACACCAUGUGGCGGGUGUUCACUGGGGCACUCUCAGUGGAAGAGAAGGGCAGCCAGUUGUUGGCUGACCUGCGGGAAAUUGAAUCCUGGAUAUACCGGUUGCAACGUUCACCCAUACCAUUGGCAGGCCAGAGGCGUGUGGAUGUGGAAUUGCUGCCCCAUGAAAUGAAACGCCCCCUCACCUUUGCACUGCCUGAUAACUCCCGUUUCUCAAUGGUCGAUUUUCCCUUGCACUUGCCUUUGGAGUUGCUGGGUGUGGAUGCCUGUCUUCAGGUUCUUUCUUGUGUCCUGUUAGAGCACAAGGUUAUCCUCCAGUCAAGAGAUUACAAUGCUUUAUCCAUGAGUGUAAUGGCAUUUGUGGCCAUGAUCUAUCCUCUGGAGUACAUGUUCCCUGUGAUUCCUUUACUGCCAACAUGCAUGGCCUCAGCUGAACAGCUUCUUCUUGCGCCUACACCCUACAUAAUCGGUGUCCCAGCUAGCUUUUUCCUUUAUAAAUCUGACUUCAAAAUUCCAGAUGAUGUGUGGCUUGUGGAUCUGGACAGCAGCAAGGUUAAAGCACCUACAAAUGCAGAGAUUCUACCACCUCUUCCAGAGCCUGAAGCUGGCGAGCUAAAGAAACAUCUGAAGCAGUGUCUGGUUAGGUUGACCGUGAUCACCCAAAAGCAGAUCUUCUCCCGUGAAAAUAAGGCCUUGGCGAGUAUGAGUUUGAACACCCAGCCCAUUUUGAACCUGGAGAGGUUCCAGGAAGGUCAGGAAAUGCCCCUGCUUCCCCCUGGACGUGAUAAAGCUUCACCAUCAUCCACGGAGUUCAACCCCCUCAUUUAUGGCAAUGAUGUUGAUUCUGUGGAUGUAGCCACCAGGGUGGCCAUGGUGCGGUUCUUCAACUCUCAAAAUGUUCUCCAUGGUUUUCAAAUACAUACACGGACCUUGCGCCUCUUCCCCCGUCCUGUGGUGGCUUUCCAGUCGUCGUCCUUUCUUGCGUCUCGGCCAAGACGAUCUAGUUUUGCUGAUAAGCUUUCCCACACCCAGGCAGUAGAGUUCUAUGGAGAAUGGUCUCUUCAUCCCACUAAUCUAGCGUUUCAGAGAAUACAUAAUAAUGUUUUUGAUCCAUCCUUAAUUGGUGAUAAACCUAAGUGGUAUGCUCACCAGCUCCAGCCAGUAGUUUACAGAGUUUUUGAUGGGAGCUCCCAGCUGGUUGAGGCUAUGGCAAGUCCAUUUGAGGAUGAGAGCAAUGACUCUGAGCCCACUGACAGUGGUAGUGACAGUGAGGCGUAUGAUGACUCCAGCUCAUCCUAUUCCUCACUUGGAGACCUUGUGAGUGAGAUGAUUCAAGGAGACAUUCAGGGAGACACACCAAGCCUACAACCACAUACCCAUGCUGCCCUGGGAGAUGCAAGCGAAGUGGAGUUUCCAAAGUUCCAGGACUUAAGAGAAGAGGGUCCAUCCGGUGGGGAUGUUCCGGAAGAAACAUUCGAUGGGCAGCCCCUUCGCUCCAGCUCCAGCACGACUGCAAGCUCCAGUCCCAGCACAAUCAUCCAGGGAGUGAACCAUGAACAAGGGGAAGCACCUGAUAGUGAAGCAUCAGCCGGUUCUGGCCCACAGAACCCAGUCCUAGGAGUCAGCAGCCAGCCGUCUCUCAGAUCAGCAACUGAAACUGGCCUGGUGGACCAGGCUAUGAAAAAACGAGAGUAUGACAACCCCUAUUUUGAGCCUCAAUAUGGCUUCCCCUCUGAAGAUGAUCCUGAUGCAGAAGAGCAAGUGGAGUCAUACACCCCUCGAUUCAACCAGAACCUCAAUGGCAACAAGGCACAGCGUCCUUCACGUCCCAGUAGUCUAAGGCUCCCUGGGGAGUCUGAUGGAGAGGGUGACAGCUCACCAAACUCAACCAUUUCCAACAGCAGUAAUGAUGGAUUUGGGGGACUGAUGUCUUUUGCAAGUAAUCUUUACAAGAAUCAUGGCACCAGUUUCAGUCUGUCCCAUCUUGCGCUACCAAACAAAGCUGCAAGGGAGAAAUCGACACCUUUCCCCAGUCUCAAAGAAUAUUUAAAUUUUGAUAUUGAGGAGGAGCUGGACCAAGCAGAUGCACCUGACAGUCCGGUAUUUGGGCUAAAUUCUCUAAUGGAGAUAAUAACAGAGGCCGGCCCGGGGAGCGGAGAAGGUGCACGUCCACCCCGGCCACUUGUGGACCAGAAGUCUUCUGUUAUCAAGCACAGCCCAACGGUGAAGAGGGAAUCACCUUCUCCACAGGGUCGCAUCAAUAACACAAGUGAAAACCAGCAGUUUUUAAAGGAGGUUGUACAGAGUGUCCUGGAUGGACAAGGUGUCGGCUGGCUCAAUAUGAAAAAGGUGCGCCGCCUGCUGGAGAAUGAACAGCUCCGCAUCUUUGUUCUGAGUAAACUCAACAGAGCCAGCCAGUCAGAGGAAGACUCCAGACAGGAGAUAAUUCGAGAUGUGGAGGUAAGCAGGAAGGUGUACAAAGGCAUGCUGGACAUAUUGAAGUGUACAGUAUCCAGUUUGGAGCAUUCCUACAGUAAUGCGGGCCUCGGAGGAAUGGCGAGUGUCUUCAGCUUAUUGGAGAUAGCACGCACACAUUAUCAAACUAAAGACCCUGAAAAGCGCAAGAGAAGCCCGACAGACAGUGCUGGCAGCCCGGGGAGUAAAGAGAGCCCUUCUGCUCGUAUGGAGACAGCUAGACCACAAGGUCUUCUGACCAUUCCUCAUCUGCAGCUGCCACAUCACACAACGGGCAGAGGAGCCCGCCAUUUUGACACCCGGAGCCUGAAUGAAGAGAACUUUAUUGCCUCGAUUGAAUUGUGGAGCAAGCACCAGGAUAAGCAAAAAUCUAUGGAAAAACCACAGAGAGCUGAAGGAGCAAAGCAGCAGGGCCCCCAAGUGACUGAUGCAGAGGAGAAGAAAUCUCAGAUGAGUGCUGACAGUGGUCUCAGUGUCACCUCGGGAUCCCAGAAAAGUGACACAGAGUCUGUAACAAGUUCCGAACCUCCCAUCUUAACAAGAAGUACCAGCCAAGACUCAGAGGCGAGCACAGUGAUAAGCAAUAGCUCUGGAGAGACUAUGGGUGCUGACAGUGACCUGAGCAGCACAGUUGGAGAUGGCCUGGGUGGGAGAAGUGCUUUACAUUUAGCCCAGUCCAGAGGGACCCUCUCUGACAGUGAGAUUGAAACAAACCCUGCUACCAGCUCAGUUUUUGGAAAGACUCACACAUUGAAACCUGGUGCAAAAGAACAUGCGUCUGCAAUGGCAAAGGGGGUGCCUACUCAGCCAAUGGAGGACAUCAGUAUGAGAAUCUAUCUUUGCGAAGGCCUGUUGGGCCGUGAUAAGAGCUCCGUUUGGGAUCAACUAGAGGAUGCUGCCAUGGAAACCUUUUCGCUAAGUAAGGAACGCUCCACGCUGUGGGACCAGGUGCAGUUCUGGGAGGAUGCUUAUUUGGAUGCUGUCAUGUUAGAGCGUGAGGGGAUGGGAUUGGACCAGGGACCUCAAGAAAUGAUUGAAAGAUACUUGUCAUUGGGAGAACAUGAUCGCAAGCGUCUGGAGGAUGAUGAGGACAAACUCCUAGCUACCCUGUUACACAACAUGAUUGCAUACAUGCUCAUGCUGAAAGUGAGCAAAAAUGACAUCAGGAAGAAAGUGAGGCGCUUGAUGGGCAAGUCCCACAUUGGCCUUACCUCCAGCCAAGAGAUCAAUGAGUUGCUGGACAAAUUGACCCAAAUGAAUGGUCGUGAGUUGUCUAUCAGGCCCUGUGGAAGCCGUCAUAUCAAGAAACAAACGUUUGUUGUACAUGCUGGUACUGAUACCACUGGGGACAUUUUUUUCAUGGAGGUAUGUGAUGACUGCAUAGUCCUUCGCAGCAACAUUGGCACAGUGUACGAGCGCUGGUGGUACGAGAAGCUCAUUAACAUGACUUACUGCCCCAAGACCAAGGUUUUAUGUCUCUGGAGACGUAACGGCCAAGAGACACAACUCAAUAAGUUCUAUACCAAAAAGUGUCGUGAACUAUACUACUGUGUAAAAGAUAGUAUGGAAAGAGCUGCAGCCAGACAACAAAGCUCCAAACCAGGUCCAGAGCUCGGUGGAGAGUUUCCUGUCCAAGAUAUGAAAAGUGGAGAGGGAGGAUUGCUGCAGGUCACGUUGGAAGGAAUCAACCUAAAGUUCAUGCACAGUCAGGGUCGCGGUGCACUGGAGCCUAUCCCAGCUGACUUCGGGCAAAAGCCGGACUACACCCUGAACUGGUCACCAGCGAGUUGCAGGGCACAUACAGGCACAGACAUUCACACCAUCCUUGAGUGGGAAUUGAACCCAUGCUGCCCGCACCAGUCAGGCGAAUCUCCCACUACUCCGUCAGUGGCUUAGAAGAAAUGUUCCCAUAUGAAUCAAUUCAAAUUGCUCCAGAAUCAAACUGUUGCCAAAACUACAACCUUGACUAAUUCCAAUGUUUUAGUAACAUUUUAACAUUCUUCGUUAAUAUGCUCAUUACCAGUUCAUUUAUAAUAAAGGUUAAAAGAGUGAGGAGUAUAAUGGAACAUUUAUAUAUCAGUUAUACUUCACAAUAUAUUGUGUAACUUGUUUUGUUGUGAUAUGCUAGACUUCUGUUGUUUGGUUGUGCUUUCAUUUUAUACAUUUGAUCAGUGUUUACUGCUCUCACAUCUGGAUGAAUUCUAACCAAUUGGCGGUAGUUUUGUACCGUGUUCUUUUAUUUAUACACACACACACAGUAUUGUAAUGACGUAAAUUGUACUCUGCCUUUUUGGCCAGAUCACCAUGAAAAAGCGACAUUGAUUUCAAUGGGUUUCUAUUUUCUGGUUGAAUAAAGGGUUGGAUUGAUUGAUCGAUUAAAUAUACUUUUCCUAUAUGAUGGCCGUAGUGGUAUCCUGUAUAUCAGUAGGCUCUUUUAGUAGCUUUUUAGUAUAACAUUUACAUGUGGUGUAGAAACAAAUAUGACACAUUUUGAACUUGAAACAUACCUUCAGUGUAUUGUAGUAGGCCUCCAUUUGAGAUAAAUUAAGUCUUCAUGUUGUUUAUGCAAACAUGCAGUGUAUGACCCUUAUUUUCCACCCAUUGACUACUUUAUCCUCUUAAUUCAUUUGCAUUUAUCACUAAGCAUCUAUAUAAGGCUACAGGGUAAUCGUGGCUCACCGACGGCCCAACAGCUAUAAUGUGUGUUCCAGUUCGCGGUGUGAGUCAAAAAGUAUUGGUCAGUGUGUGUGGGUUUUCUCUAAAAUCAUUUGUAGUGUGGAGUAGGUGGGCCUACUACACAAAUACUACACAAGUUUAGCCUUUAGGAUUGUUGGCCUGUCUGUUCAGGGGAGAGAAAUCAGUCAUAACACACCCCACACCACAAUAUCGCUCUGGAGUUUCUGGCCUGUGCUGUCUUUGAUCGGAAGGGAGGAAAAUUGCUUACAUUUUUCCUAUUUAUUAAAAAAAAAAAAAAAAAAAAAAAAAAAAAAACUUUUGACGCACGUUUGUCCCCAAAAAGUUUGUACCCUAGAUAUUCUGUCUUAUGCUGUCUUUGAGCAGAAGGUAGGGACAUUGCUCAAUUUUUUUCCCACAAUUUAAAAAUAGAAUUUAAAAAAAUACUUUUAACGCAUGUUUGUCCCAAAAAAGUUUGUAAACUUUGACUUCGGAGGGUCCACUGGACCUGAUCAUAUCAAAAUAAGAAUUUAUCUACGUGUCCUUGUUCAUAUAUCUUCACCAUUCAUUAACGUUAAUGUUGUUGUUUUUAAUUGUUCAAAAACUCAUUCAGGAGUCAAUCCUAUCGUAACGAGCGUCUCUAAAAAAAUUAAACACAAAAUGAUCAAGCACAGGUUUUUGUUCUGCAGUAAGUAUAAGGGGCAGUCAAAGAGUAAUGUGCCCAAUUUAAUUUUAACCUACUAAUAAUUGAUUUUUUUUUCUUUUUCUGAAAUGUUCACGUUUUUUUAGUUUAAAUGCUUGUUUCAAGGUUUAUUUAAGCCAGUCUUCUUCCUGUUCAGCCUUUUGCAAGUGACAUUGUUGGAUGCCCGUCAAAAGCAGAGAGCUGUAUUGAAUUUUUUGCUUUGGGAGGGAAACCUUCCAUUUUAUAACGGUUGACAAAAUGUAUAUGGAAUUAGGAUUAUGUCAUCAAUGAUGACACGUGAUUGUGAUGUCAUCAAUGAUGACACAUGAUUGUGAUGUCAUCAAUGAUGACACGUGAUUGUGAUGUCAUCAGUGGCGACUCUACAAUCUUCUCUGAUCAGUGCCUUGACCCGAGUAUUCUUCCCACGAUUAACCCAUGAAAAUGGUCUGUCGCUUCGUUGCUUGUAAAAAGAGGUCACUCAAAGCAGGCGCUUGUUCUUUGCCUUUGAUCCUGGACACCCACUUUUUGACUGUGAUGCAGCCUAUUGUAGCUUCCCCAUACACAUUUUGCAACGUUUUGAAAAUGUUUUGUUGUGCUACUACCCCUUCCAAAGCAAGAAAUUGAAUCACAGACAGCGCUUAGCUUCUGACGGACUUCCAACAAUCACCUCAUUUGCAAAAAGGCUGACAGGAAGAGGACAACCUUUUUUUAAAAUAAGAUUUCAAACAAGUAUUUAAACUACAACCUGAAAAAAUGUCAAUCCAUAGCGAAUAGUGAAAUUGGGUUCAUUACUUUUUGCCUGCCCCCUCAUACAAUGUCGGAGGGGACGUCUCUACAAUGCUGCAGGAAUCAAGCAUCCCAUCAUUGACUGUUCUCGUGACUUUCUUGUGCUUGUGUGAGCGUGUGGUGCCAGCCCUUGUUGCUGGAGGAGGAGGCAUGGAGGGCUCUGGGGGUUGGAAAACUAAGGUGAAGCCAGCUUUUUACCACCCUAGUCAAGUGGUUGGUCCGGUUUUUGUCUCUAUAAUGGUUAGGGUACCGUCUUGGCUAGAUUCUCGACUAAGUUUGUACAAAGCUCCUGUGGACAGUGCCCCACCCAGAGUGCCAUUGAGUGUUUGUACUCUUCUGUCCCAUAAUAAUCCAAACCAUUUCUCUCCCAUGCUUUCUCCCCCUGCAAGGAGCGGAAGGUACACAACCUCUGCUGUGUUUGCUUCUUAGCAGUAACAUCUUAUGGGUUUCUUUUUGUUUUCUAUUGUUUCCUUUUACUCUUGUAGCUGUGUGUCCUUUUCUCUUUUUGUCUGAAAAUUCCAUGUAUGCAUCUAUGGGCCACAUUGCUUCAAAAUGAAUACUUUUCUAUUACCUUUUCAAACCGAAAAUCACUUGCUCUCUGAUGUGACUUCCAGUGCCAUUGUGAAGUAGUUGUUAGCUUUGACCAGUCCCACUGCAUUUAACUGUUGCCCAUGUAUCAUGGAAACUUCUCAUAUUGUGCUCCCCCCCCCCCCCCCCCCCCCCUCCCUUCCGUUGCUGUUAAAGCUUGCAUUCCUCAUGUAGCUUUUUUUUUAUUUACCUUUUAAAAUUAAUAAGGCAAGGUUUAACCUGGUUAUUUU
This is a messenger RNA of Phyllopteryx taeniolatus (common seadragon), 8755 nucleotides long. RefSeq names its product MAP-kinase activating death domain (gene madd). Gene Ontology annotation, cellular component: cytosol. The record is from RefSeq and is a predicted model, not a curated record. Lineage: Eukaryota; Metazoa; Chordata; Actinopteri; Syngnathiformes; Syngnathidae. Gene Ontology annotation, biological process: regulation of apoptotic process; regulation of Rab protein signal transduction. The coding region runs from base 626 to 5692 and encodes 1688 amino acids. The transcript has 37 exons. Gene Ontology annotation, molecular function: guanyl-nucleotide exchange factor activity.